Messenger RNA from Xyrauchen texanus (razorback sucker), 4707 nucleotides. It is a transcript of the gene pde4ca, whose product is annotated as phosphodiesterase 4C, cAMP-specific a. Lineage: Eukaryota; Metazoa; Chordata; Actinopteri; Cypriniformes; Catostomidae. The coding region runs from base 733 to 2883 and encodes 716 amino acids. Gene Ontology annotation, molecular function: 3',5'-cyclic-AMP phosphodiesterase activity. The record is from RefSeq and is a predicted model, not a curated record. Gene Ontology annotation, cellular component: nucleus; perinuclear region of cytoplasm; cytosol. Gene Ontology annotation, biological process: signal transduction. The transcript has 16 exons.
AUGGCACCAGAAGGCUGGAUGGGACAGCACACUCUGUGGAGCAUCUGAUGGGAUUAUUAUGAGCCUCUCUUCUUUGUUUUGGAGCUUUUUUCACCAGGUUUUCAGACUUUCAUUCAAAGACAUGAUCAACUAAUUUAAUAUCAGUGAAAAAAAAAAUCUGAAAUAUAGGAACAUCUUUUUUUUUAAAUUGGGGCCCGGUUGUUGUUUCUUUUAAGCUCUGAAGGUGUUCAGAAGUAAUAUUAAAAGAUUAUAUUAAAAGGAUCAUCUUUAUUAUCCUAACUUUGUGGGAUGCAACCAGGCAAAAUAAGGAAUUCCUACAGACUUGCAGCUCAGAUUUGUUAUGAUAUAUGGGACUACGUUGGUCCUAUAUUCUAGUGACGAUAUGAUAUGAUGGUAUAGUUUAGAUGUUGUCUUUACAGAGCUUGAACCUUCAGAGAAACAGCUGUUCAAUCAAACUUAACUGGACUGAACUGCAUCCGCUUUACAUUUAAAAAAAUUUUUUCAAUAAAGUUGCUUUAAGAUUAUCACACCAGUAUGUUUCUCAGCAGAUGGAGACACUUGACACAGAGUGGACAUGAUAUAAAGACCUUGGCAGAAUGUUGAUCUGGGACAAAAGCGAGAAAUCUGCUGAGGUGUUGCAUUUAGUUUUGUUGCAUCCUUGCUGUCUAAAGCUGGAAAAACUUCUCGUGUUUUAACUCUAAUAUUCGAAAGUAGAUGUAAUCCUCUCUCACAAUGAACAAAGAUAUCCGCUUUCCCAGGAAGACGAUGCAGAUCAACUACUCAACACGGCGGCACUCAUGUAUUGGUUUUGAUGUUGAGAAUGGGCUGUCUGUGGGCCGCAGUCCUCUGGAAUCGCAGGCCAGUCCAGGCUCUGGCCUUGUACGACAUGCCAAUUUCCCUCACAGUCAGCGGCGGGAGUCCUUCCUGUAUCGCUCCGAUUCUGACUUUGACCUCUCACCCAAGGCCAUGUCUCGAAACUCAUCCACGGCCAGCGAGCUGGAAGAUAAUUUGAAGCACUGGGAAGUCAACUGGCUCACUCGACAUGGAGAAGACAUGAUAGUUACACCAUUUGCACAGGUCCUUGCCAGCUUGAGGACAGUGCGGGGCAACUUUGCCAUUUUGACCAAUCAGCAGGACCGUGUGCCGAGCAAGAGGUCCUCUGGAAACAACCCACCAUCCAUGUGCAAGACAAGCCUACCAGAAGAGCCAUUUCAGAAGUUGCCGGUGGAGACACUGGAUGAAUUGGACUGGUGUCUUGAGCAGCUAGAGACUCUGAAGACACGCCACUCUGUCAGCGAGAUGGCAUCCAACAAGUUCAAAAGAAUGCUGAAUCGAGAGCUAACACAGCUGUCAGAAACAAGCAAGUCAGGAAAUCAAGUCUCAGAGUUCAUCUCCAGCACUUUUUUAGAGAAGCAGCAUGAUAUGGAGAUCAUGUCCCCACCAACCAAGGAGAAGGAUAAGAAUAAGUGGCCCAUGUGUCAGAUCAGUGGGGUGAAGAAACCCACAAACAGCUCCAGUGUGGCAGCUUCCAGCAUCCCGCGCUUUGGUGUCAGCACUGACCAGGAAGAUCUGCUAGCCAAGGAAUUGGAGGAGUUUGACAGAUGGGGUGUGGAUAUUUUCAAGAUAUCAGAGUAUUCUCGCAACCGACCAUUAACAGUAGCAAUGUACACAAUCUUCCAGGAAAGAGACCUGAUGAAAUCCUUUAAAAUUCCCAUCGACACAUUCAUUACCUACAUGAUGGCAUUGGAGGAGAACUACCACUCCGAUGUUGCGUACCAUAAUAACUUGCAUGCAGCUGACGUGGUUCAGUCCACCCAUGUCCUUCUGUCCACCCCUGCCCUGGAGGCUGUAUUCACUGACCUUGAGAUCUUGGCUGCAAUGUUUGCCAGUGCAAUACAUGAUGUGGACCACCCUGGAGUGUCCAAUCAGUUCCUCAUCAACACAUACUCAGAGUUGGCUCUCAUGUACAACGAUUCCUCUGUUCUGGAAAACCACCACCUGGCCGUUGGCUUCAAACUACUGCAGGAAGAAAACUGUGACAUUUUCCAGAACUUGACCAAGAAACAGAGGCAGUCGCUACGUAAAAUGGUCAUUGACAUGGUCCUAGCCACAGAUAUGUCAAAACAUAUGAACCUGUUAGCAGAUCUCAAGACCAUGGUAGAGACCAAGAAGGUGACAAGUCUGGGUGUGUUACUGUUGGACAACUAUUCUGAUCGCAUACAGGUUCUUCAGAACAUGGUGCAUUGUGCUGACCUGAGCAACCCAACAAAGCCCCUGGAGCUCUACCGACAGUGGACAGAUCGAAUCAUGGUGGAGUUUUUUACUCAGGGGGACCGAGAGAGAGACAAGGGCAUGGAGAUCAGUCCCAUGUGUGACAAACACAAUGCUUCCAUUGAGAAAUCACAGGUGGGCUUCAUUGAUUACAUAGUGCACCCACUAUGGGAGACCUGGGCAGAUCUGGUUCAUCCUGAUGCUCAGGAUAUUCUUGACACAUUGGAGGACAAUCGUGAGUGGUACCAGAGCAUGAUCCCUCACAGUCCUACCGCCACCCCAGAAGAGAAGAGCAGUGUAGCCGGACUGGGAGCAGUGGGGGGAGGCAUUGCCUCAGCAGGGGAGAAAUUUCAGUUUGAACUGACCUUGGAGGAGGAAGGGGAGUCUGAUGUUGAGAGUCCUGAGGAUGAAGAGUUUAAUGCCACAGGACAGGAUUCCUCCAGGACAGAUGCAUCUUUAGCUCCCCACACACAGCACUCUAACCUGACUGCUCGGUUCCCUAGCUGCAGGACAUUGUCCUUUGAGAUGAGCGAGCUACCGGAUAGUGAAGAUGAAGACAGAGAACUUGACCAAGAAGGGAAAAGUGUGACGUGUCUGAGACUGGGAACAUAACACCAGUGCACUUUGUUAGCUUUGUUUUUAUUAAAUUUUUUCAUAACUCUUCCUGACCCAGCUCCCUGUCCCUCUCCAUCCCAUUCUUAGCUUCCUAUGGCAGAGGCAACGCAGAGCAGGAGAGCAACGGACGGUGGGGUAGAAAAGAUUUUACAGGACAUGUUUUUAUGCAAUAGUCACCUUGCACUGGAAAGAGCUCUUACUCAGUCUGUAAAAAAAUUGUUUUCUUAUAACGUGUUUUUGAAAUUCUCAGUCUGGUGACUUCGGGAUGCUGUCUGACUAUACUGCAUAAUACAGUCUAAACCGCAGUAUAAAACUACCUGUGUUAUGGACUGAGAGGAAAUAUACUUACAAUAAGUUUCUUCCUGUGACAUCUGAGGAUUAAAUUAAUGAACAAGGUGGACUUUUGAGAGUUUAUUCCUGUUGUCCAAACAUAUUGAUUUAUAAACAGGACACUUGUAUGUUUUUAUGUGAGAAGUAUAUGUGCACUAAAAUGUUUUUAAUAGAUACACUGUUGACUUAAAGCUGGUCUACAUACCUGAACAAAAAUGAACUAACCUUAACAGAACAGCUCAGGAUACAAAUAAAUGAUUGCUUUCAUGUAGCAAAGACAUUGAGGGUACCUACACAGUGACCGCCAUCUUCCUGGGAUUCCUAUGAAACCUUUAAACUGAAAUCGAGCCAAGAGGGUGAUCUUUUUAUUUAUUGUAAUGUGGCUCUACCUAGUGCUUUAUAGUGGAACUACUUCCACAUUUACACCAUCUGAAAACUGUGGCUCUGUAUUAUGUAAGAUAGCACUUUAGAAACAUCAUUGUCAUUGCCAAACAUCGCUCUAUCAAUAAGGGCUGGAGAAUUUAUUAACUCAGUGUGGAGGACUGGAAAUCACCAUGGUCUGCGGGGUAACCAGAGUGUGUAACUGCCCUGUACCAUUUGCUGUUUUGUCUAUUUAAGACUGGGCUUUGAAACCCAUGUAAGCUAUCUAGAAAGUGAUCAGUGUCCUUAAACCACAUGUGUACUUUCUCUCUGAUUCUGUGCUGGUCACACUGAAAAUAUGAGACACUGGUUUGUAUUAACAUCUUUCAAAAGUAUGAUAUCUAUAAAAGUGAACAGUUUUGUAAUAAAACGAGAGCUGUGCCACUGCAAGAUGCACAGUUCAUGCCUAACUUAGUGUUUAACACAUAAAGCCAAAGUUUGUUUUCUGUGCCAGACCUUAUAUGUUGUUUCAUAUUUGCGAUUGAUCAAUGCUCUGCUCUUCCCGGGACAAAGCCAAUGACAGUAUAAGUGCCAAGCAAGCAUAAUCAAUGCUCUACUGUAAUUUCCAUUUUGCCACUGGCGAAUUUCCAUCAAUGACAUCUACUACUGUCAGUAGCAUACCAAUUUGAUCAUUUUGUUAUUUUUUCUUUCUUUCUUCACAAAUUCUCAUUUUGUCAAGAUGAAACGCUUAAGAUUGUUCAUGAUUAAUAACAGGUGUCAAAAGUCUCUCUGACUAUUGUAAGUCACAGAUAUUUGUGUGUCCUUUUUAUAUCAUGGUAGAUCUUUAUAUUUCUCUUAAAAAUAAAUGGAUUACAGUAAAUUGGGCUUUUAAAUACAGCCUUUAUUUUUAUCUUAAUGUCAGUUUGUGCUUGUUACAGCAAAGUCUUGUGUGUUAAAAGAAAUGCCAGGUGGCUAUGAAAGGUUUUUUACUAACUUAUUCACGUGGCACACCUCUGUUUUGGUCUUUUUCUGUGCAGAUCUGACUUUCCCAACAAUAUUUUUUACCACUACAAUGCUGUUACUAAUGUUCCUGUGACUGUUUUCCUGUUUCCAAUGCCAAUAAAUGAAAAA